GGGAUGUUUGAGAAGGUGAAGAGGAGCGCGUAUGAUGUGGAGGAGUUCAGACGCCAUGCAUUUAAGAGAAGAUCAGGACACAAUGUCGAGAUGGAGCUCAGGCGAGGAUCAGUUCCUGGAGACGUUGGAUGUGACGAUACGGACAGGAGUUUGCUGAGAGACAGGACUUCAGUGCUGAGAAAGACUGCGGCGUACACCGUCUCAUCGAUGCCUCCUCCAGCAGUGCUUCCGAAACCCAAAUUCCAGUGUCCAGUGAAGAGCUCAAGUGGAAACAUCAUGGAGGGAGAGGACACCAUGACCAAUAUCACCCGAGGGAGGACGUCAGCCGUCUCCAAAUAUUACAGGCACUUCGACAAGAGUGUCAGCAAAUCUCCCUCAGACUGUUCUCCACGCAUCGAAGCUCCUGUGAACCCUGAACGCUCGGACUCGGAGGUCUUCUCUCAGGGGUCCUCGCAGGGGUCCGGCUGGCACGCUUGGUCCGGCUGGUGGUCCGAAGAGGUCAAAGGUGAAGGUGUGUUUGAAGAGCCAGAACAUCUCCUGCCACCCUCAGAAACCGGCAGGAGGGAAAGUGUUGUACGGGACCACGAGGACGAGACUCAAUGGCAGGAGAACGUCCUAAAUGAAGAGAUGCAGAACAUGGAGAAAGAUGAAGACAAACAAGAGCUCAAACUCUAUAAGAUCGCCAACGAGCUCCUGCAGACGGAGAGGGCGUACGUGACCCGUCUGCAUCUGCUGGACCAGGUGUUCUGUGCGAGACUCACAGAGGAGGCUGGGAAGGGGGCGUUUCCUAUCGAGGUGGUGAAGAGCGUCUUCUCGAAUGUGGGAUCCAUCUACACCUUCCACAGCGAGUUCCUCCUGCCUGAGCUGGAGACGCGGAUGAGCCAGUGGGACUCCACACCCCGCAUCGGGGACAUCAUGGCUCAGCUCGCGCCCUUUCUGAGGAUGUACGCCGAGUACGUGAUCAACUUCGACAGCGCCAUGGAUCUGCUCAAACAGUGGAUGGAGCGAUCGGCACAGUUUAGCGGAGUCAUUCAGGACAUACAGAGUCAGGACGUGUGUGGGAAUCUGACUCUGCAGCAUCACAUGCUGGAGCCGGUGCAACGGGUUCCUCGCUACGAGAUGCUGCUCAAAGACUAUCUGAAGAAACUCCCGGAGAACGACACGGACCGCAGCCAGGCCGAGAAGUCUCUGAACAUCAUCUCGACGGCUGCCGCACACUCCAACACGGCCAUCCGCAAGAUGGAGAACCUGAAGAAGCUCAUGGAGAUCUACGAGAUGCUGGGAUGUGAGGAGGACAUCGUUAACCCGUCUAACGAGCUCAUUAAAGAAGGACAGAUCCUGAAGCUGGCCGCCAGAAACACCUCGUCCAUGGAGAGAUACCUCUACCUGUUUAACCACAUGUUGUUGUACUGCGUGCCCAAGUUCAGUCUUGUGGGUCAGCGGUUCACCGUGCGCAAGCGGGUCGGCGUGGCGGGCAUGAAGGUGCGCGAGACCUCCAACGACGACUACCCUCACACUUUCCAGGUGUCGGGUAAAGAGCGGACGCUGGAGCUGCAGGCCAGCUCAGAGCAAGACAAAGAGGACUGGAUUAAGGCGUUCCAGGAGACCAUUGAAAUCUUUCAACAGAAGAAUGAAACGUUCAAGUCAGCCUCUAAAGAAGUGGCGGAUGAGGUGUCUAAAGAGGAGUUAGGGAAGAGAGCCCCGCGCUGGAUUCGGGACAAUGAAGUGACCAUGUGCAUGAAAUGCAAGGAGCUCUUCAACGCUCUGACCCGCAGGAGACACCACUGCAGGGCAUGUGGAUACGUUGUGUGCCAUAAAUGUUCGGACUACAAGGCGCCACUGAGGUACGACAGUAACAGAUUAAAUAAGGUCUGUAAAGACUGUUACUUCACUCUGACCGGCAGAGUGGACACCGAGGAACCAGUCGCCGGGAAGAAAAGAGGAAUUCUUGAGAUUGAAGCAGCUCAGGUCUCAGGAAACAGUGUCCUGUGUGGGUUCCUGCAGUACAGUGACAGAACUAAACUGUGUCAGAGGUUCUGGUGUGUGAUUCCACAGCACGAAGCACUGGUGCUUUACCUGUAUGGCGCUCCACAGGAUGUCAAAGCCCAGUGUACCAUCCCGCUCCUGGGUUACCAGGUUGAGGACGUGGAUCAUCCUCCCUCCAGCUUCCGUCUGUGCCAGUCCAAAUCUGUCCACUGCUUCACUGCCGACACGGAGGAAAUGAAGCUGCGCUGGCUGAGAGUGAUACGCAAAGCCGUCAUCGGGGAGAUGCUGGAAUGCCAGACGCCAAAAGAUGGAGACCUUGUCAACGGCUGCCAUGAAGGCGUGCCUGAUGGCACCUGAAAAAGACAGCCGGUUUUCCACCUUUUGGUGUGCAACUCUUAAAAUCCCAGCAGAUUACAAUAUGUGUUGGUAAAGAAAACACUUAGGGAACAGAUUGGAUUUGUUUGGGAGUGUAUAAAUAGAUGACAAAUCAAUAUCAGAUAUUUUAAUGCACUAUAAUAUCGACCUCAAUCAGACAUUCAGUAAUUGUUUUAAAUGAUUUUACUGACUUAGUCUACAAAAGUAUUUGUUCGCAGACCAAUCACUGCAAAGCUAAUCCAAAUUAUGCUUUGUGAUUUAUUAGUCUUUCUCUGUGUGCCAUCAUCUUUUAUGUAUAUUUUUAUUUUUUAAUGCUGUUUGUCGCUGUCCCUAAGAUUUAUGCACUUUAUUGCUUUUUGUAAACUAGAACAUUGACAUUAAAAUGAAUAAAAGCUCCAUCGCUUUGAUCCUUAGACUUGUCUGUGGUGGAUCUUCUAAACGCUGCAUUUUAAUUUAUUAAAAAAUAAAAUAAAAACGAACAAACUAAUGUUUGCUAUUUUGAAUUCA
This is a messenger RNA of Rhinichthys klamathensis goyatoka, 2868 nucleotides long. RefSeq names its product FYVE, RhoGEF and PH domain containing 4b (gene fgd4b). Gene Ontology annotation, biological process: cytoskeleton organization; filopodium assembly. Gene Ontology annotation, molecular function: metal ion binding; guanyl-nucleotide exchange factor activity. NCBI's taxonomy places the organism in Eukaryota, Metazoa, Chordata, Actinopteri, Cypriniformes, Leuciscidae. Bases 4 to 2343 code for a protein of 779 amino acids. Gene Ontology annotation, cellular component: cytoplasm. The transcript has 17 exons. The record is from RefSeq and is a predicted model, not a curated record.